GUUAUGUUGCUAAUAUGUCAUUAUGUCUACAUGUUCACACUACAAACAUAACGUCCUCUUUAGGUCGAGAUAACGUCAUUUUUAUGUCGUUCGUGACGAUGUCGUUAUGUCGUUAUGUCGCUAGUGUGAACCAGGCUUUAGACUGCUGGCAGUCGUCAGACAGGUAUUUAUACGCAAUAGUGUGGUGCUGUGGCUUUAAAAUUAUUGAGAUACACUGUUUAGAAACGAGAGAACGGCUCCAUGUGUUAAGAUAAUUUAUAUACAGAUUACAUCUAUUGAAUGAAGUUGACGAAACUGCUUUUGACUCCAGAUCACGAUUGAUUGCUUUGCAUGAGAGUGGCCCGCCACUGAGACGCCCCUCCCCCCCCAGGCGCGCGCAGUUUAUGCGUGUCCUCCACCCCUUUCCCUUUUAUCUCUUUUCCAUCGUUAUGCAAUUUGCAGUGAACAGAUUGAAUAAACUAUCCCCACGAAUGGGAGUAUAUAAUUUUGCCCGGAUUUUAACAUCAUUCACAACCUGUUUUAUUAGAUUUGUUCUGAUUAUUAGUCUUGCCAUCUAUUAGGCAAACCUUGCAGGCAUAAAAUAAAAAUAACUACGCACUGCUUUGUUGCGUGAAUAAAAGCUUAGCUGUUACAACGUUAGUCACGAGUUGGAGAACAGAUCGUAUGAUCGAUUGCCUAACAAAAUAAUUAACUUAGAAUGGAAAUUUUUCCAAGUCAGGUGGAGGCGAUGACGUAAAUCGCAAAUCAGUUGAACAUUGUUUUAAUUGUUUUUCUGCGCCGCGUGACGAGAGUUUAUUUUCACUACCCGUCAAAACAACGAUAAUCUUACAGAAAAAAAUAGUCAAAAAUAAAUUUGCCUGUCCUCGUGGUUAUCGCCCGAGGGUACAUGUAUUAUGUUCAAUAACAAAUUCUGUUGGUUUCCUCAGUAAGGGGGCAGUGAGGUUCCCUUGUAACACAAUGACAUGUGAUUCAUAGAUUCCCUUAUCUUUCCAAAAUGUUCAUUAUUGUGUUACGAGAAGUAAAGAAGGUACGUAAGGUCUUUUGCAGGUCAAAUCCACUGGUUUUCCAAGCUAAUAAGAGAAAAUAAUGUGUAUAGCGUCUUAGACACUUCUUAGACAAAGUAGCUCACCUCCCCUGUGGAGCACUCUUGUUCAUCAUAUGACUAUGCACGUGACAUUGUGAUGAUAAAAGCCGCGUAUAUAAAAUUUCAUUACAGCACUCGGUUAGAAAUGUUCGUAGAGGGAAGGUGAAAGAGUCUGAGGCACUAGACUUAUCAAUUUGAAACAACAAUACAACCUUCUUGCGAUCAGAGCAGAAACUGCUUGGCGUUCUAAACGAGUUUGCCAGCUAAAGAGCUAUCUCUUGUUUUCGUGACAGGUACUACGUCGGCUAGUGGUUUCUUACUAUAACUAAGAUUGCAGUUCUUUCAACUUUUUUUAGUCAUGGACCAGUGUACUGAAGUGAAGCCGAAGCUGACCUGGAGAACUCGAAUAUGCUACGGAGUUGGUCAUAUUCUUAACGACCUUUGUGCCUCUAUGUGGUUUACAUACUUUCUUGUCUACCUUCACAAGGUCGUCGAGUUUUCGAACGUGGCCGCAGGAACUCUGUUGUUGAUCGGACAAGUCGCCGAUGCUCUGGCCACCCCGUUUGUUGGAGUGGAGUCCGAUAAAACUGGCGAUUGUAAUUACGGCCGGAGAAAAGUGUGGCAUCUUGUCGGAGUUCUGUGUGUUGCUGGUUCGUUUCCGUUCGUUUUCAACCUCUGUAUCAACUGCGAAGGUGCUUCCUCUUGGGCCUUAUUCAUGUACUAUGUUCCCUUUAUUGUGAUCUUCCAGUUUGGCUGGGCUUCCACGCAGAUCUCUCAUUUAAGCUUGAUUCCAGAGCUGACGGAUAACGAGAACGAAAAAGUCACUUUGAAUGCCAUUAGAUAUGCUGCUACAGUCUCAUCAAACAUUUUUGUAUUCUUGGUAACUUGGCUUCUUCUAAGUACAGAAGGCAGAGGAUCAGAAAAACUUACUCCUUCUGACUCCACAGCUUUUAUGUAUGUUGUAUUUAUUGUGGUGGGUACUGGUCUUCUAUUCAUGCUCAUUUUCCAUAUUGGAUUGAAAGAGCCGCCAAGAAGUUGUACAUAUUUAUUUGCAAGGGAAGGAAGUAAGAGGAGUGCUGGCAACUGGAAACACUGGUUUAAGGAAAUCCAGUUCUAUCAGGUGGCUUUGCUGUACAUGUGUACUCGUCUUAUUGUUAAUAUUACACAAGUGUAUGUCCCAAUGUACACUCUGGAAACACUGUCCCUCAACAAGGACACCAUUGCCAAAAUUCCCUUAGUUAUCUACGUCAGCGGUUUCUUGUCGACAUUUCUUUCAAAACCAUUGAAUAAUCGCAUAGGAAGGAAGGGAACAUUCUUUCUUGGUCUACUUAUGAUAGCAGGAGUGAGCACAUGGAUGUGGUUCAUUCGUAAGCACAACUACAAAGCUACAUAUGGGGCUGCAGCAUUAUUAGGUGUCGGUGGUUCAACACUUCUUGUUACAGCUUUGACUAUGUUGGCAGAUCUUAUUGGAGAGAAUGUGGAAACAGGUGCUUUUGUUUAUGGAGCCAUGAGUUUCACUGAUAAAUUAUCCAAUGGAGUUGCCGUUCAGCUGAUUCAGAUAUUUCAUCCAUGUAACAAGAUAGGAAACCAUGGACCACAGCACAGUUCUUGGAGUGGAAAUACGACAGCUUACCCACAAGGAACCGGACAUGGACAUCCACACAUAACUUGCUGUUCAGCUUGUGAUCUGUACUACAGGGAGAUCAUGGUGUUUGUUGCUGGUGGAGCCACCAUUGUUUCAUUUCUGGUUCUCUUGACCAUGGUAAAGACAAAAAUAGGCGAGUUUAAAGACUCUGGAGUACUGGACCCAAAUGUUCAAGACAAGCUCCUCUGCCAGAGCACUCUAGGGAGUACAAGCGUGGCAAGAUCUAUUGGAGCUCCUAAAUCUCCGUGCCUCAUCUACGAGCCCGCAGCUUCGCCAAAGUACGGGUCAAUCCAAGAUUCACCGUGCUCGAUACAGGAAGAUCUUUCAAAUUCAUGUAGGAAGUCUGAAAAGAAAUGCGAGCGGUGACGGCAGGCUGUUACUGCCUCAGAAAAUUAAGUGUCUGACUUAAAGACUAAGGUGUCUACCUGGAAGAUUUCCGGUGCCCUCCUCAAAGACUGAAGUUGCUUCUCUAAAGACUAAAUUUUUCAGCCUUGUACAGAGAUAUUGAAAUGGCUGAAGUAAGACUGGGACCCGCUCCACGUCACUGAGGCUUUCCGGACAUGUCCGAAUUGUGUUUGGGCGCUGAGACGUGCAAGCUAUUCCAUUCUGUAUCGAAUGGGAGAAAGUUAAUCCAUGACACCAAGAGUAUGAAAAUUGCUUUUAUUACGAACGUUAUCAGUUCGAUUCAAAAAUGGUCCGAGAUGGAGUUUUGAGUUGUAAUAUCGAUUUCGAGUUGAAACGUGAUACUCCGAUUAGAUUAAUGAGCCCUCUGGCUAGACUGAUUAGGGUUAGGGUUGGCUUUCAUUUGUAGGUUACGGUAAACCCUUUACAUGUAUAUCGUCAUAAAACAGGGGCUGUAAAUCAAGGUUUUCACUCCAACUGGAACUCGUGAUUUAAUCUCAAACUCGAAACUCAUCUCGAGCUCAUAAAUUUAACAACGUGGCAGAAAACAAAAAUAAACUGAAAGUUAAAUAGCUUAACCUGCAAUAUUCAAGAAAUCAAGUUAUUGUCUCGGUCAGGGGUACUGAACUUUCAAAGACAAAAAAAACAAUUCAAAGCAACUGUUUCUUACCGAACCAAAAUUAUACUGUUAAAGACAAGAUAAAUUUUUAAUAGCUAACAUUUUUGCCGUUGUGCAAAACCAUUAUUGAACUGAAAAAGAGGUUUUUCUAAAAAAAAAACUAAUAUAAAUGCCUGUAAAAACUAUUUUCCGGAUGGAAUUUUAGAGGUUAGUAAAUUUAUAUUUAAAUGAGAACGAUAAAACUAUAUUUAAGUGGUGAUUGGAAAGAGAAGAACUCUUUCAUUCUACCACUGAGAAAUGAUAUAAGCAGCAACUCUGUACAUCAUUGUUUGAAAAGAACACGAAUUACAUUGCAUAUAUUUACUUUAAACAAGCCAGGAAAAGAGAUUGUACGUUUUUAUCCAAGGUAAAUACCUAACUGUUUUUGAAUUUGAUGAGAAGCAAGUAUAAUCGCGUAUUCUUUUUGCCCAUGGACUGUCCAUGUGCUAAGAAUACGAAACAUGCUUACAGCUUUAUAAUUAAGUAUAAUUAAGUUUUUAGGGAUAGUUUUGUAAUGGAUGUGUGCGCUAUGUAAAUGAACUAUUAUGAUGAUGAAUGGUUUUGGCUGUUCCCCGGUGUAUUAUCACUUUUGUAAUAGAAACACAAUUUAACUAUUUCAAGAUAACAUGCGAAAACGGAAUUUUCCUAAUACAAAAUACGUAAACUACACAGUCAGAAUGUUUUUCGUACUUAAUGAAAGAGAAUUGACGUGGAUCGAGAAAGUGAUGAAACUUGCGUCGUGUGGGGUUUUUGUCAUAUUAGCGUUCUUCAUGAGUACGGAUUUUCCUUUAGACGUUCAUUACAUUGGGUGUUCACGCGAUACUGUGUGACGUUUCGUGACAACUCGAGUAACGGCGAAAGAGACUAAACUGGAAGGUGCGGUUGGUGGAGGUUGUUUUAUGUGAAACGACUAUUUGUUAGAAAUAAAUGUUUCAAAUGUUUA
Messenger RNA from Orbicella faveolata, 4732 nucleotides. RefSeq names its product major facilitator superfamily domain-containing protein 12-like. The record is from RefSeq and is a predicted model, not a curated record. Lineage: Eukaryota; Metazoa; Cnidaria; Anthozoa; Scleractinia; Merulinidae. Gene Ontology annotation, molecular function: symporter activity. Gene Ontology annotation, cellular component: plasma membrane. Gene Ontology annotation, biological process: carbohydrate transport.